AUGGAUCACUGCAAUGGGCCGUUGGUCUCUGCACUUCCUCCCACAUCAUUCAAGAGUUCAUCUUCCUCUGAAAACCAGUCACCAUAUUUUGCCAAACUCAACAGAAGAGACGGAGGUGGCGGCUGGGCUCCAGAACACUCAGACAGACUACGAUGGCUACAGGUGGAUCUGCGGGAAAGGGUGGAGGUCACAGCGGUGGCGACCCAGGGCCGUUUCGGAAGCCCUGAUUGGGUGACUAGCUACAUGCUUUUGUACAGUGACACAGGAAGAGCUUGGAAACAGUACAGACAGGAUGACAACAUAGGGACUUUCCCGGGAAAUACUAAUUCUGAUGGGAUUGCUCACCACAAGCUCUCACACUCAAUAAGAACGAGAUUCUUGCGGUUCUUGCCAGUCGACUUGAGUCCAGGGGGAUGGGUGGGCCUCAGAGUCGAAGUCUAUGGUUGUGCAUACAAGUCAGAUGUGGCUGACUUCAAUGGCAGAAGCUCUCUGCUGUUCCGGUUUAAUCAGAAAUCCACAAGUACAGUGAAAGAUGUCAUCUCGCUGCGGUUUAAGAGUCAACGUGCGGAUGGGGUGCUCGUGCACGGAGAGGGUCAAAGGGGCGAUUACAUCACACUGGAGCUACACAAGGGCAGAUUGGCUCUGCAUAUCAACCUGGACGACGCCAAGACGCACCCUAGUAGCGGUCAUGUUUCUGUUUUUCUGGGUAGUCUUCUGGACGAUCAGCACUGGCACUCUGUCCUGAUCGAACGAUUUAACAAACAGAUCAACUUCACCGUCGACAGACUAACCAGGCAUGUGAGGACGGGUGGACUGGAUGAUUCACUGGAAGUCGAUUAUGAGCUCAGCUUUGGAGGCAUCCCUCUUCCUGGAAAACCAGGCACAUUCCUGAGGAAAAACUUCCAUGGAUGUAUAGAGAACCUCUAUUACAAUGGAGUCAACAUCAUUGACCUAGCAAAACGACGCAAACCUCAAAUCUACAGUGUGGGAAACGUGACCUUUACCUGCUCAGAGCCGCAGCUUGUGUCUGCCACUUUCUUGAGCUCCAGCAGCAGUUUCCUGUCACUUCCUGCGGACGGUGUAAUGGACGGAGCCAAGGAACAACUGUCUGUGACAUUUCAGUUCCGAACGUGGAACAGGGAAGGGAUGUUACUGUCCACCUGGCUGAGGAGAGAGACUGAGAGACUGCUGGUGCUGCUUGUACAUGGGCAACUUAGACUUACACACCACAGAUCAGCUCUGCAAAGCUCAGACAUCGUCAUAGGUCAGGCGCUGAGUGAUGGCCAGUGGCACACCAUGUCCGUUAGCGUGGGUGGACUGCAGGUGUCUCUUUCGGUAGAUGAUGAGCCACCGUCGACCUUGCUGCUGAAAGAGACGGCACAGCCUGGGAAGAGUGUGUUAAUUGGAGGCUGUCCACCAACAUUAGCCAAUCUGGGAUGUCGGAAUCCAACGCUGGCCUAUCAAGGCUGCAUUCGCUCUGUUGUCAUAAACAACCACCCAAUCAACCUUUACCUGGUGCAACAAGGACUGCUUGGAAACUACAGCAAAAUCCAGGUUGACAUCUGUGGCAUUCGUGACAGAUGUCUUCCUAACUACUGCGAGCAUGACGGGGAAUGUUCUCAGUCCUGGAAUACAUUCUUCUGUGACUGCUCGGGAACCGGGUACACGGGAGCAACUUGUCAUAACUCUAUCUUUGAACCCUCCUGUGAGGCCCACCGGCUCACAGGAAGUGCCUCAGGAUUUUUCUCAAUCGAUCCUGAUGGAAGCGGACCGCUCAAAUCCACCAUCGUCUACUGCAACAUAACUGAGGAUAAGGUUUGGACCGUAGUGACACAUAACAGCACAGAGAUGGUGAGAGUUCAAGGGUCGUCCCUUCAGAAGCCUCACGUGAUGAGGUUUAAUUACAGCGCAUCUCUGGAACAACUGCGGACGCUUGUGGGCAGAUCUGAACAGUGUCAACAGGAACUGCUUUAUCUCUGCAGGAAGUCCCGCCUCUUCAACACAUGGGAUGGAACGCCCUUGUCCUGGUGGCUUGACCGGGCAGGAGAGAGAAGGACGUACUGGGGUGGAUUUCUCCCGGGGGUGCAGCAAUGCGCCUGCAGCCUGGAUGAGAACUGCAUCGAUAUGAACCACUUCUGCAACUGUGAUGCUGACAGCAGCUCAUGGGAGAAUGACACUGGAGUAUUGUCCUACAAAGAACACUUACCAGUGACCGAGAUCUUGGUAGGCGAUACAAACCGAACAGGGUCAGAGGCAAUCUACAGAGUGGGGUCCCUCCACUGCUAUGGGGACAGGUUUCUUUGGAACGCCGCCUCCUUUUACCAGGAGUCGUCCUACCUGCACUUCCCAACACUGCAGGCCGAACUGAGUAUUGACAUCUCCCUCUACUUCAAAACCACAGCUCCCUCUGGAGUCUUCCUGGAAAAUCUGGGUGCGAAAGACUUCAUUAGAGUGGAGCUAAGUGCGCCAUCUAUCGUGACCUUCACAUUUGAUAUUGGGAACGGGCCGGUGGUUCUGACUGUAAAAUCUCACAUGCCGUUGAAUGACAAGCAGUGGCAUUACGUAGGAGCAGAGAGAAACGUAAAGGAGGCAUCGCUGCAGGUGGACCAGCUGCCUUUGCGCUUCCUGGAGGCCCCCUCCGAAGGCCACACCCACCUCCAACUUAACAGCCAGCUGUUUAUUGGAGGAACAGCAUCCAGGCAGCGAGGGUUUCUUGGAUGUAUCAGGUCAUUAAACAUCAACGGAAUGACGCUUGACCUUAUGGAACGAGCUAAAAUGACCCCUGGGGUCAGCUCGGGAUGCCCGGGUCACUGCAGCAGCCAGAACAGCUUGUGCCACAACAGGGGGAAGUGUAUCGAGAAGAGUAGCGGUUACGUUUGCGACUGCACACAUUCUGCCUAUGGAGGACCCAACUGCAAGAAAGAAGUUUCCGUGUCUUUUGAAAGCGGGUCUUCUGUGACCUACACCUUCCAGAAACCUUAUUCUGUGAUGCGUAAUCACAGUCGCCAGUCCUCAGCCAUCUACGCCCAAAGCAGCAAUUCACGAGAGAGCAUCACCUUCAGUUUCCUCACGAAACAGACGCCCGCAAUGCUUUUGACUGUCAACACCUACCAUCAACAGUACAUGGCUGUAAUACUGGCUAACAAUGGGAGUUUGCAGAUAUGGUAUCGGCUGAACAGAGAGAAAGAGCCUGAUGUCUUCAUGCCAUCGUCUCUUAAUAUGGCCAAUGGACAGCUCCAUAGAGUCCAGAUCCAUAGAGAGGGACGGGACAUGUACGUCCAGAUUGAUAAAGAUACCAAUCUGAAAUACAGACUGUCCACAGACAAAGAGCUGAUCACGAUAAGGUCUUUGACACUGGGAAAAGUCACAGGCCGAGCUGGAGUAGACGAGGAGGUGCUCCAGGCCGGAUCGCGAGGUUUCAUUGGCUGUCUUUCUUCUGUUCAGUUCAACCAUUUGGCUCCUCUUAAGGCGGCCAUACUGAAUCGAGGAAGCUCAUUGGUUAGUGUGCUCGGCAAUUUGGUCGAGUCGAAUUGCGGUGAGCUGGCAGAUAAAUCUUCAUCCAGAUCUUUAUCAGAUAAUGCAGACACAGGAAGUAGAGGGAAGAAGCUUAUGAAUGCUUCCCAAAGUGAUUCUGCAGUAAUUGGAGGUUUGAUAGCAGCAGUUGUGCUCAUUACCCUCUGUGCAGUGGCCGUAAUGACCCGCUUCCUCUACCGUCAUCGACACGAACGCACCCGGCAGAUUCCCACCGUCAAGGAGAAAGAUCACCAGCCCAGGCCAGAGCUUAGAUACCGUGCUGAGCUGGACGUCCACAGUGUCAUGAGAGACAGCAGGAAGGAGUACUUCAUCUGACCUGUGACGUCCAACCUCAUGACACUAACUCGGUCACUCUGAUCCCGCCUGUGGCGCCAAACUAGUGGACAAAGGUUGGGGAGUCAGCUGAGCCUUGUGGACACAUCCAGUGCCCUUCACCCUCCAAACCACUUCCUUUAGCAUACAGGAAUCAGGGAAUAGAUACUACUAUUGUGGAUUUUAGUGCCCUUAACUGGGUCCCAGGUAGGGCAGGUGGUCGAAAUGGGCCCGAGGCAAGGGAUUGUUAGAGCCUCGUGAACUUGUGUAGCAUAAAACCACCUUGUUUUGCAGAGCCAAAGAAACCCUGAUCGUAUGUAUAUGUACAAAUGGCAAUGAUGCAGAUAUGACUGUUGGAUUAUGCCACAAUUGCAUUGGCAGAAUGGUGGAUUUCAACAGACUGGCUCUGUCUUCACAGCGGUGGUUCUUUGCAGUGGUUUUUCAUUGUGUUCCUAGGAGUUAGAAGAUCAGGUGGCUUCAAAGCUAUGAAGCUUUACACAAACAUGGCCUUCAGCCCUUUUAGAGGACAAAAAAUCAAAACAAUUCUCUCUUGCUAUCAGGGCUAAUUAUUUAACCAGACAACAAAGAGGUUACGAAACCGUUGGUGCGUGCACACAUUCGAGUCAGUCUAGCAGACAAACAAACACUCAAUGGUCUCCAGUCUUUGGACCAUGUCGAAUCAAGCAGCUCUGGUACAGUACCAAUCCAGCAAGAAUGGUCUUGUUCAGCCAUAGGCGAGCACAAAUAAAGUAGGUGAUGUUACCAGUGGAUUUCUGUCACUUCCUCCUUCCAUUCCUCUAUUUCUUGUUGAUACAUGCAAUCCCUACUUAUUUUAUAGACAACAUGGACAAACAUUCACAAGACAUUUAAUGUUUGGCAUUAAGGGCUAGGGUGUACUUCGUUUUUCAGCGUGCUGUUAGGUCUUGCGCACAGUUGAGUAUACUAUUUUGAUCGCAAGCUUGAACGAACGCAUUCAACACAUGUGCACAGAUGUCACGCACAGGUACAUGAGGCUAGAAAAAUAGAAAUGCUCGCGGACUGUGCUGAGAAGUAGCGUCAUGCAUAAAACCGAAGCAUACUUUAGCUUUUACAUACUAGACUAUAGGGGAGAUUCAUUUUCAUAAUGUGACGUAUUUCUAGGGAUUCAGAAUAUAUAGCAGGAAAAAUGACAGUACUUGAUUUCAUCCAUUUGGAAUUUUAUUGGAUCAUGAAAAUUGGGCUAUGAUAAUAUUGUUUGAUAUUCUUUUUCCUUGCCCCUGUGGGCUUGGUUACUUCAGCAGGAAAGUCAUUUCAAGAAUGUUUAUUAAAAAAAGUAGGCCUGCAUGUUGUCAAUUUUGAAAUGGUUUGAUGAAUAGUUUUCUUUCAGCAUUUAGCCUACAGUCCAAGAUUUACCAUUGGCUAUUGCUGGCCAGUGGCAGGUGGUCCAUAUUUUGGUCCAUUUCCCAAUCAUUUAGUUUUUGUCUCAGUGUGGACGGAAGGCCAAAACAUAGAGAAACAAAAAUGUAUUAGUGUGGACGUGGCCUUAAAUGUAAAUAUCUGCUAAUGUUUUUUGUUUUUUUUACUUUUACUUUUUUGGGUUACAAAAGCAUAUAAACGGCCUCAAAGCUAACUGACAUGGACUAAAAGGUCAUGAUUUACUCACCGUCAUAUUUUUCCAAAACCGUAAAAUUACUUUUUUGUAAACCUUUUACCUGUGAAGUUUGAGCAGAAAUGGGGUUUUCUUUUCCCAGAACAUGAAGUUUCCAUAGAGUCACCACAAAUCACUUUGAAGUGCAUCACAUGAGGCCACAAUAAACUUAAAGUGGAAAUAUGAGAAUUCAUUCUGUUCCGGGCCAGAUAUGAUUCUAUUCCAUUAUAUUCUACAGGAAGUGAGUAAUGGAGCCAAAAUAUCAUUCACAUCCUUUUAAAGGCUGCCUGGUCUGAACCUCACAUGGAUUUGAUCAUAUUUAUGAUUUAAGAUACCUCUGAGAUAUAAUGCAACUAUAAUUGGUUCCCAGACUCAAAAACAGGAUGAAAAUGUUCUUAACAGAAAAGGGGCAAGACAUUCAAAUUCCUCCGAUAAUCGCAUACAAUGCAUCAGAGUGAGGUUUCAAGGCGGUAUCUAAUCAUCGCUCCACCCUACCCCCUCAUUUGUCAUUUUCAUUGGCGUCAGGACAAAGAAUCAGUAAUGCUAGAUAUUUAUCUAGCGGUGAUCUAUGUAAAUGUCAUUCUGGCAAUGGUAUGGUGAUGAUAGAUCCUCGCUCAAACCGCCCUGGGCUCAGAGCUGAGUCCAAACUGCAGCUAAAUCCAUCUCUCCGUGGAUGAACACCAGCGGAAUGUACUACGAUCAGUCCGUUCAUCUCAUUAGAUUUCAGGGCAUCUCACAGAGGCAGUGAAUCUCAGAUAUCAGAUAUUCAUACUUUCAAAACGCAAAGCAGGAUAGCUUCCCCAACAAUUUCAGCCACCCAGAGAAAGCUUGAUAUAUGAUGGGUUUUUAAUUAAGAUAAACUUCACUAGAAGCACAGAUGUGCAAACUUUUAAAUGGUGGUACUUUGAGCAAAACAAUAUGUACUGUACAAUGGGACAAUGGGACUUGAUUUUAUCCAUUGGGAAUUGAUAGGGUUGUGAAAAAUGGGCAUUGCAUACCUCAAUUAAGCCAGGUCGAAGUUGAAGGGGAGAGGUUGAAAAUGAAAAAGUUAUAAACGUUAAAUCGUUUUUGAACAAAGUACAAAAAAGUCGUUUUCCAAGUGCCGUUACAUCUUGACACGGAGACUGUUUGCGUGCUCCUGGCGUUGACUGUACUAAAGAGUAUCACAAAGCUGUCGUAGUGCACAUAUGUCAAAUGUGUCCUUAUGGGCUCAUGUUCAAAUUAGUAUACUUUUUAGAGCUCAACUGUGCACAAGAUGGAAUGGCAUUUGGAAAAACUAAGUAUACUCUAGCCCAGGAGUCGGCAACCUAUGGCAGGGGUAAUCACUGGCAUGCUAGCAAUAGUGAGAGAGCAGCAGACUAUUUUAUUUAUAUAAAUUCCGCACCUGCAUUCCAGUCUUGAUGUAAUCCUUCCUCAUGCUCACGCAGCAUGUUUUCAUGAGCUAAAUGGGAUGCUAAAUGUGAAGAGACUGCAGUAUACCCAACAGAGUCCUGCAGCGCGUGCAAGCCAUUCGCACAUGACGAGCCGGCAGCGCUUCACUUUCGGUUAAUCGCACCCGAUUUGCUUCGGUCAGGCUGCUACUAAUCCUUGAAAUUUACAACCCAGCAUACAGGUACACCUUCCUUAAACCAUGGUCACACUCAAAAUUACAUUAAACACAUCGUGAAAUUCAAAAUCUGAGAGUGAUCUUAAGAGAGAUUUAGCAAAUAUUACUUUUUAUUUAUUUAUUUAAAUUAAGCUCCACCAAUAAAAGCAGAUGUGCAAAUUUUUUUAUGAUGGUACAUUAAUCGGAUGAGUAGAAUUGAAGCUGUCAAACGUUUUUACCACGUGGGACGCAACAUAAAACCCGUUAAUAUAGUUUAAGUGUUCUGUUUUACACUAAAAGCAGGAAUAUAAAGUAGUAGUUGCUGUAUUUUGAAGGUUUGAAGUGUCGUGUUUAUAGCCGUUGCAGUUCUGUUUUGCCAUUUUGUAGAUGUUUGAGUUGCUGUCACGUAAGGCACACAGUGUUCUUUUCACUAACAAGCUAGAAGUGAGACCUAGAACAUCCAGCACACCAGACAGCACUAACAAAUAACACAGACCUUUCACAGCUAAGAGCUUGUGUUACUAUCUGAACUAAUUAAAUUGCAUUUCCUCGGCUGAAUGCAAUGCACCUGCUUAGGAUUCUUAGGCAAGAAACAUACUCUAUGCAAGUGCGCUUGCAGAUGUAAAUGCUUGGCCAAUGUUGUACAAUCUUAUUGUUCAUUCUUGGGUUAAUGUGAUUAUAAAAAUCCCUCAGUACUCAAGAUGGAGUCUUGUGUCUGUGCCUAUAAUUUAUGUAUAUUGUCAUUCAGGUAGCUAGCUAUAAACAUGUCAACAGUUUCAACUAAAUUAAACUUGCUCAGCAAGAUUCUCUUCAUACUGUUGGGAGUAAAUGCCCUGAAAGAGGAAACUUCCCAUUGAAGACAUUUUACGUAAUUACUUGCAACAGCACCCCUUGUGGCAAUGGCGAGAAUGCAACACAGACUUUGGUUGCGUUACGAAUUGCACUCUGAAUUCAACAAUGCAUGAAAUCGAGCUUGAGUAGCUAGAUGUUUUAGCAUUAAAAUACUCGCAUAGAGUAUGUUUUUGGCCUUACGGUAAAAAAAAAAAAAAAACGACAAAACAAAACUGACAAAAAAAAAUACGCAAACUGCGAUCAAGUGCAUUUAAAUAUUUUAUUAAACAUGAAUAAAAAAAACACAUGAUGUUAUGGACAUAAUAAGCCGUAUUCUAAUUAUUACUAUUUAUUUUGAGUUUGUUUUCUAUGGUUAGAAUUAUACAGGUUUAUUGUGUAUAUAAUUGUAUAUUUAAUUACA
This is a messenger RNA of Xyrauchen texanus (razorback sucker), 8310 nucleotides long. It is a transcript of the gene cntnap5b, whose product is annotated as contactin associated protein family member 5b. The record is from RefSeq and is a predicted model, not a curated record. The transcript is spliced from 24 exons. NCBI's taxonomy places the organism in Eukaryota, Metazoa, Chordata, Actinopteri, Cypriniformes, Catostomidae. The coding region runs from base 1 to 3849 and encodes 1282 amino acids.